Rhodamnia argentea is the source of this 1136-nucleotide messenger RNA. Its product is annotated as protein LIGHT-DEPENDENT SHORT HYPOCOTYLS 5-like. The record is from RefSeq and is a predicted model, not a curated record. The transcript has a single exon. Gene Ontology annotation, cellular component: nucleus. Gene Ontology annotation, biological process: mRNA transcription; response to light stimulus. Lineage: Eukaryota; Viridiplantae; Streptophyta; Magnoliopsida; Myrtales; Myrtaceae. Bases 345 to 974 code for a protein of 209 amino acids.
UCCUCCUCCUCCUCCCUCUUAUCACAACAAUUUUGGCCAGUCUCCUUCGUUCACUUCAUCUUGUACGUUUCUUUUCUACGUCCCAUCACCACUCUCUCUCUUCUCUCUCUCUCUCUCUAGAAAGGAGAAAAUCACUCACUUUCUCGUGAAAAGAUCCUCCUGAGAGCACCCGAUCACACCUUGCGGAGCCGCUCCGAGUCGCCGAUCGAAGUAAGAAGGUGUUCGACUACUGGGUUUGGGUUUAAUUCCUUGGAUCAUCCUCAAGUCCCAAGUAGAAGAAGGGAUCAGAAUUCGAUCCCGGGAAUCCGAAAUUUCCACCCGGUUUUGAUCGCCACGCGCCGCUCAUGGAUUCCACUUCGGGUGCCGGGCCACCCGAGCAACAGCAGGAGGGUGCUGCUGCAGCUGCCGAGGGCCCGUCAUCGGCGGCCGUGGGGGCCCCAUCGGCGCCGCCGAGCCGGUACGAGUCGCAGAAGCGGAGGGACUGGAACACGUUCCUGCAGUACCUGAAGAACCACAAGCCGCCGCUGACGCUGGCCCGGUGCAGCGGCGCCCACGUGAUCGAGUUCCUCAAGUACCUGGACCAGUUCGGGAAGACCAAGGUCCACGCCUCGGGCUGCCCCUACUUCGGGCACCCGAACCCCCCCGCCCCGUGCGCGUGCCCGCUUAAGCAGGCGUGGGGCAGCCUCGACGCGCUCAUCGGGCGGCUCCGGGCCGCCUACGAGGAGAACGGCGGGCGACCCGAUUCCAACCCCUUCGGCGCCAAGGCCGUCCGGAUUUACCUGCGCGAGGUCCGGGAGGGCCAGGCCAAGGCCCGCGGCAUCCCCUACGAGAAGAAGAAGCGGAAGCGGACCCCGGCAUCUGCCGACGUCGGUGGCAGCAGUACUACUGGGGAAGGCUCUGGCUCUGGCGACGGCGGCGGCGGCGGAGGAGAAUCUACCGGCGGCAAUGUUGGACCAACUACAGCCCCGAGCUAGCACCGGCGAAUACCUCACAACGUCUAGCGUCUUCUCUUUCUAUUUGUCUUCGCGUUUUGAUUUUUCUUGUUUCCUCCAUGGCCGCCAUUUUUAAGAGCGAUAAUCUGUGUAAUUGUAAUUACGAGUCAAUUAUUACAUUCAACCCGCAGAGACGAAUCAAAA